AUGUCUGUAGAACAAGUCAAGUUAGCCGAAAGAGUAAAAGCUAGUGAAAUUCCGCUCCCAAAACUGCCACAAUCACAAAUGGGUUUAAUAACGUCCGAUAUACCACUGCCUCCUGGAGGUUACGCUAAAGGUAUUCUGAAGAAAUCGUUAGGAGCUCCAGGCCUUCCACCCAGUAUACUUCCCGCAGGUCGUAAACCCCCCGGACCACCUCCAGGAACACCUCCUGAAUUGUCAGACAGUGAAGAAGAAGAUAGUUCUCUUGACAUUACCUCAAAGCAACGCAAGAUCCGGUUUGCCGAUGCAGAUCCUACGCCGGAGCAAGAAAAACUUAUUGCUGAAUCAUCUCUCCAACUUGGCGAAAAGUUCACUGGUGGAUUUACAACCAUAACACCUCCCCUUUCUCAAAUUCCUUUGCCACCACCUAUGGCCUUGCCAUCAUUUACUGGCCUCAUCCGUCCGGGAUUUCCAGGAGCUCCGCAACCUACUCUAAGUCGUUUUACUUACCAACGUCCUACCGGGGCCAUAUUAUCUGCUCCACCUAGUUUGCACAUUCGUGAUCCACUUGAUAAUGCUGAACUUGUAAGUGGUCCAGCUGUAGCGAACAUCCCAACAAAUCAACCAAAUCCAAGUGGAACGACCAUUGAAGCAAAGCCCCAACUAAAAAAUUUGAUCGGUGAUGCGACACGCUUUGUCCCUACUGCGUUGAAAGUGCGUAGGACUGUUCGUGAUACUAGUGGCCGUCUAAUCACUACUGGUGGAGGCACAGGUGCAUAUGGAACAGGAAGACAAUCAAAUGCUGUUUAUGAUCGUGUUGCCAAAUCAGAUACAACAGGCAUCAUUUCUGGAUCAGCUACUAGCAAAGAUGACGCAUAUGAAGAGUUCAUGCGUGAAAUGGAAGGUCUUAUAUAG
Messenger RNA from Schistosoma turkestanicum, 909 nucleotides. Lineage: Eukaryota; Metazoa; Platyhelminthes; Trematoda; Strigeidida; Schistosomatidae. The record is from the annotation of a GenBank genome assembly.